CCAAACCAAACUAUUACAAAGUCGUCAUUGCUCUCCCACUCUCCACAAUCCAUCUCUCUCCCUCUCUCUGCGUGUGUGGAGACUGCAGUGCACAGAUUCAAUACUGCAGACCCAACAAUGAAAACCUCACCAAGAAACCAUGAGAAACCAUACCCCUCUCUGCUUCCAUCCCCAACAAGUCACAGCACAACCAGCAGCAGCAGCAGCAGCAACACAAACAGCCUCACUCACGGGAUCCAGCAGAUUCAUAAUAACAAUCUAACCCCGCCGCCGCCUUCACCGAGACCCAUAACCAGAUCCGAAUCAGCCAAUCCUUACCCGACUACUUUCGUCCAGGCCGAUACCACUAACUUCAAACAUGUCGUCCAAAUGCUCACUGGUUCUUCUGAGACCGCCAAGAUUGCCAGCUCCAAACCCGCGUCUAAUACCCAACACAAAUCCGACCCGUCUCCUAGAAACCACACCCACAAUAUCCCUCCCAUCAAAUCUACACCCAAGAAGCAGCAAUCUGGGUUCAAGCUUUACGAGCGAAGAAAUUCCCUGAAAAACUUCAAUAUUAGCCCCCUUAACCCGUUCUUUAACCCGAAUAACUCUGGGUUCUCCCCCCGAAAACCCGAGAUCCUAUCUCCUAGUAUUCUUAAUUUCCCUGCUCUGGCACUCAGCCCGGUUACGCCGUUGAUACCCGACCCGUUCGACCGCUCUGGAUUUGUGAAUUAUAACUGUACUAACGCGAAUAAUGUGAAAUUAGAUGCUGAGGCAGAGGAGAAAACCAUUAAGGAGAAGGGCUUUUACUUGCAUCGGUCGCCCGCAACCACGCCGCAAGGAUCGGAGCCGAGGCUUUUGCCUCUUUUUCCGGAGACGUCUCCCAGAGUUUCAGGUUCUACUAAUUAAAAAAAUCAAGAAUAAUGUUUUAUUUUCUUUUCCUUGUAACUUUUUUAAUUUUAAAAAAAUAUUAUUGCCAUUUAUAGAGAAUUUGAGAUGGAAAAGCGAGGACAAGCCUGUAAUGUUGGAUAAUUGAGCAGAAUGAGAGAAUCUUGCUUCAAUUGUAUAGUUUGGGUUCUGAUCUUCUCUUCUAAUUCAAUUGUGGUAUUUAUCAAUGUGAUGCUAGCUUUUGUUUGGCUUGA
This is a messenger RNA of Tripterygium wilfordii, 1124 nucleotides long. Its product is annotated as VQ motif-containing protein 4-like. Lineage: Eukaryota; Viridiplantae; Streptophyta; Magnoliopsida; Celastrales; Celastraceae. The transcript has a single exon. The coding region runs from base 118 to 891 and encodes 257 amino acids. The record is from RefSeq and is a predicted model, not a curated record.